CAUAUCUCGAAAAACAAUUCACGAGUGCCAAGUGGAGGUGUAUUCCCUCUUGUUUCAGCCAAAAAAAAUCCAACCAAGCCAAACAGUAUUUUUUUUAUAUGGGCCACAGCGUUCGGGACCGUGAAAUGAUUAAAGUGAAGGAAGAAUUCGAAUCAAAGUUUACUAAGGAGGAGAAGAAUGAUCAACACAACUUGUUGAGCAAUAUGGUUGACGCUAGGGCCUGUUAUAAACCCAGUGAGAGAUAAAAGAGAGAUCAGCAAGUGUCUACCUAGUUCCAAAUUAACGAGUUUCCAGCAAAAUUUAUCUGCUCUGUUUGUCUUCUAUUUUCUACCCUCUAGUCUUUAUUUUGCAUGGAUAUUUCGCUAGAAACUUGGAAAAUACCACGGUGAGCACUACCGCACGCACAUGAUCAUCAGACAUUUAAUGACUUUUUAAAUUUUGGGCCAAAAUGACCAAUGAUAAACAGUCAUGGUUUCGUGGAGUGCGAAGCAGCAAAUUUCGACAUGUGUAUGGCGUACCAGCGAAGCGAGACAAGUGCUACGACAAUAUAAAGAUAACAAAAAAUGCUCAUGACUCGCAGUUUUGUGCAGUAAAUCCUAAAUUUCUUGCUGUUGUUACGGAAGUAGCUGGUGGAGGAGCAUUUCUUGUUAUUCCUUUGGAUAAGACUGGCCGGUUAGAUUUCAAUGCCUAUAGAGUAACUGGACAUACAGGACCUGUUUUAGACAUUAAAUGGAACCCGUUUAAUGAUAAUGUCAUCGCAUCUUGCUCUGAUGAUUGUACAGUCAAACUUUGGCAUAUACCCGAUGGUGGUCUCUCAAGGAACCUUAAUGAGUGGAUAGUAGAGUUGCAGGGUCACAAACGUCGAGUAGCGUAUAUAGAAUGGCAUCCAGUUGCUGAAAAUGUUCUGUUUAGCGCUGGUUUCGAUCAUCUCGUUAUUGUAUGGGACAUAAACCGUGGAGAGGCUAUAAACGUUAUCGAUCGUCAUCCUGAUGUUAUUUACAGCAUGUCUUUGAACAGGGAUGGCAGCUUAUUAGCAACUACUUGUAAAGAUAAAAAGCUCAGAGUUUUCGAACCGCGAUCAGGAAUCGUUGUUUCGGAAGGAGUAUGUCAUGCAGGAACGAAAGCAAGUAAAGUAGUUUUUCUUGGUGGUUCAGGACGUCUUUUAACGACUGGUUUUAGCAGACAUUCUGAUCGUCAAUAUGCUGUUUGGAGUCAGCAUGAUCUGUCAAGUCCUUUAACAUGUGAAACAAUAGAUUCAUCCAGUGGAAUCGUUUUUCCAUUUUGUGAUAAUGAUACUAACAUGGUUUAUCUUGCUGGCAAGGGUGACGGAAAUAUACGGUAUUAUGAAGUAGUAAACGAAGCUCCCUGGCUGCACUACCUCAGUCAAUUUAUAUCGGGAAAUCCUCAGAGAGGAUUAGGCGUCAUGCCAAAAAGAGGCAUUAACACGUCCAUGUGUGAGGUCUUUAGGUUUUACAAGUUACAUGCCACCCGAGGCAUGUGUGAACCAAUUGCUAUGAUAGUUCCACGGAAGAGCGAUCAGUUUCAAGAAGACUUGUAUCCUGAUACUGUGGGAACAACUCCUGGACUUUCAGCAAAAGACUGGAUAGGCGGAAUGAAUAGUCCGCCGGUGUUAAUAUCUCUCAAAACUGGAGGGGGUAUUACAACAUAUAAACCACGAGUUUAUAAACCUCCACAAUUACCUCCUGCAACAGAUAUAAAUAACAAAAAAAAGUUUGCAUUUUUAUCUACGGAAACUAUACCUGAUUAUAGAUCAAUAGAUCAUGAUAUUUCGGAGAAAAGUCAGAAAACAUCGAGUAAUCAGAGCACGAAAAUUCAUCAACUUCAACAGAGAUUUGGUCAUGUAACCAUUCAGACACCGAGAUGUAGCACCCAAUUCUAUGAGCUCGUUAGCAAGUUUGGAGUCUAUUCGAAUUAUUAUAAGAACAAUACAACGGACAAUAAGAUGCUGGAAUCAGUGGAAAUUCCAAACAAUGAGGCUGAACUACGGUUAGGUUACGUUAGACAAGCAGAAGAACUUCGACUGGUGAGACGACAGCUAGCAAAUAGUCAACUGCGAAUUAAAGAGCUCGAAGAACAAGUGAGAAAGCUACAGAAUCACUGAAAAUAUUUAUUAUAUUGCAAGAUUAAUGAAUUUAUCAUUCAAAUAAUAAUUAAUUGCCGCAGAAAGUGGAGAAAGUAAUGUUAUCAUUUUUGCGUUUGCUUAAAACUAUAAAACAGUCUAUAUUUAUAUACCCGCUACGAAUUUCAGUACAAAGCUUCACGUUCGAAAAAAGUAGUAUUUGGAAUCAUAUUGAUUAAUGGAGUAAAUUAGCUAAUUAUAUCAAUUUUGUUUUCUUUUA
This is a messenger RNA of Chelonus insularis, 2360 nucleotides long. Its product is annotated as coronin-2B-like. The coding region runs from base 449 to 2122 and encodes 557 amino acids. NCBI's taxonomy places the organism in Eukaryota, Metazoa, Arthropoda, Insecta, Hymenoptera, Braconidae. The record is from RefSeq and is a predicted model, not a curated record. Gene Ontology annotation, molecular function: actin filament binding. The transcript has 10 exons.